Messenger RNA from Danaus plexippus (monarch butterfly), 1347 nucleotides. RefSeq lists its product as uncharacterized. The transcript has a single exon. Gene Ontology annotation, molecular function: zinc ion binding; S-adenosylmethionine-homocysteine S-methyltransferase activity. The record is from RefSeq and is a predicted model, not a curated record. Gene Ontology annotation, biological process: S-methylmethionine cycle. Lineage: Eukaryota; Metazoa; Arthropoda; Insecta; Lepidoptera; Nymphalidae. Bases 213 to 1178 code for a protein of 321 amino acids.
UUGACAUUUGCGCAAAUAACACACAAAGUCAUAGGCCAUAGCAAAUCAUUCUUCAAUUUAGUUAAUAAUAAUUUAUAGUUUCAUAUUGUCGUCAGACUUACAAUAUACCUAUUUACUAAGCAAACUAUAUUAGCUAAAAUUUAGCAAAAUAAAAAGUGUACUAUAUCUUUCUAAACUGUUCAAAAUACUAUAAUUAUAUCGACUAGUCUAUCAUGAUAUUUCGAAACAAUUCAAAGGUGUACGUUCUAGACGGUGGAUUCUCUUCUCAAAUUUCGCGUCAUGUUGGAGUAACUGCGGACGGUGAUCCCCUUUGGAGUGCUCGGUUCUUACGUAGUAAUCCGGACGACGUAAUUAAAACGCAUUUAGAUUUCAUUCGCGCCGGUGCUGACAUAAUAAGUACAAACACCUAUCAGGCGUCGGUGGACGGAUUCGUAAAACAUCUCGGUCUUACAGAAAACCAAAGUGUUGAUUUGAUUAAACAGGCAGUUGGAUUCGCUAAACGAGCCAAAGAUAUAUAUAAAGAUGAAUGUGAGAAGGAAUCAGUUCAACCGCGUGACAUUUAUAUCGCCGGCUCUGUGGGACCCUAUGGAGCUUAUCUUCAUGAUGGAUCAGAGUACUCGGGUUCAUAUGCUAAAAAUACCUCGAAGGAAUCCAUGGAGAAAUGGCACAGACCCCGUAUUGAGGCUUUAAUAGAUGCCGGUGUAGAUAUUUUAGCUUUAGAAACAAUGCCAUGUGGAAAAGAAGCUGAAAUGCUUGCAAGUAUGAUAAAAAAUUAUGCUCAGAUACCAGCCUGGAUAACAUUCAGUUGUAAAGAUGAUAGAAGUCUAGUUGACGGAGAGGAUUUUCAAACAGUGGCACAAAGAUGCUGGGAAAUAAAUCCAGAACAACUCAUUGGUAUUGGAGUGAAUUGUUGCUCACCUAAGGUUGUUGGGAAUCUUUUUAAAGACAUCAGUAAGGGGAUAGAGCCACCACUAAGUUUGGUUACAUAUCCAAAUUCGGGAGAAAAAUACACAGAGGAAGGGUGGGGGGAGAGAGACUGUGAUUCAUUGGACACAUAUGUGCAUGAUUGGUUGGAUCUUAAUGUGAAGUUUGUGGGAGGUUGCUGCAGGACCUACGCAGAAGACAUUGCCCAAAUAAGAAAGAAAGUAGACUCCUGGGUACAAAAGAGUUCUAAGUAAACAUUAAUGAAAAAUUGUGCCUUCAAAAUUGACAUCUUACAAAUUACUAAACUACUUUUUCAUUUAUUUAAGAUGAUUUUAUUUUAUACCUGUUAUAUCUCAAGUGCAUAUUUCUAUAAAUUGUUAUUAAAAAUUUAUAUUUUAUUGAAUAAAUAAAUUGUGUACAUUA